Lates calcarifer (barramundi perch) is the source of this 8397-nucleotide messenger RNA. It is a transcript of the gene igfbp2b, whose product is annotated as insulin-like growth factor binding protein 2b. Gene Ontology annotation, biological process: regulation of insulin-like growth factor receptor signaling pathway. Gene Ontology annotation, cellular component: extracellular region. Gene Ontology annotation, molecular function: insulin-like growth factor I binding; insulin-like growth factor II binding. NCBI's taxonomy places the organism in Eukaryota, Metazoa, Chordata, Actinopteri, Centropomidae. The record is from RefSeq and is a predicted model, not a curated record. The coding region runs from base 88 to 900 and encodes 270 amino acids. The transcript has 4 exons.
ACUUUCGGGAUCCUGAGGUUCAUUUUGUUACCUUCCAAGGGUCAUUUUGGACUUCAAUAGUCACUGAAAAACCUAGCAACCGUUAGAAUGGUCAUAUAUUUUACACGCGGGUUGCUGUUUGCGUACUUUGCCUUGCCUGGAAUCUUACUUGGGGAUUUAGUUUUCCGAUGCCCAAGUUGCACCGCGGACCAUUUAGCUGCGUGCCCCAAAGUCACAGCAAUAUGUACAGAAAUAGUGAGGGAGCCGGGCUGCGGCUGCUGUCCAGUGUGUGCCAGGCUAGAGGGGGAGCUUUGUGGAGUCUACACACCAAGGUGCUCUAGUGGCCUGAGGUGCUACCCGAGCGCAGAUGCUGAAUUACCUUUGCAGGAGCUCAUCCAGGGUUUAGGUCGAUGUGGACAAAAAGUAGAAUUAGAUGUCCCAACAAGUGUGGACCACCAGGCAACAAAUGAGGUACAUGGGACUGAGAAUCCACUCACCAGGAGACCUGCCCUAGACGUAAGGAUUUGGCAAGAGUCCGCCAAGAACCAUCACUUGAAUGAGCUCAAAAGCAAGAUGAGGACAAAUCAACUAGAGGACCUGCGACCCCCAAAGGUGCCUCAGAGUGCCUGUCAGCAGGAGUUGGACAAGGUCUUAGAGGAGAUCUCAAAAAUGAGCUCUCAGGAUAACAGAGGCCCACUGGAGAACCUGUAUGGGCUCAAAUUUCCUAACUGUGACAGACAUGGAUUGUACAACCUCAAACAGUGCAACAUGUCCACCCACGGCCAGCGGGGCGAGUGUUGGUGCGUUAACCCCUUAACUGGGGUCCAGAUACCAGAAACGCCUAAAGUCAGAGGGGAUCCCAACUGUAACCAGUUUCAAGAGGAGCUCAGAGAAAUGCCCACUGCAGUAACCUCCUACUAGCACAGUUCAGCAUACAUUAUGACAUGGUUUGGUUUCCUUCAAAAUUUUGAGUCUAGGAGAAUUUUGGUAUUGUGUUAUUCUAUCAACAAGUAUAAAAGUGAAAAGACCAUAACCAACAACACAUCAGUCCAACUCUCAAUGCUUAUUGACUUUCUUACUCUGUCUGUUCUUUUUUUAAAGGGUCACCAAAACUGAAUAUACCAUGCAAAAUUUAAUAGAAAAGUAGCAAUGGAAGUAAGUGAAGCCUUUGCACUGUGGAACAAAGUGUGUUACUACUCAUUCUGAUACAUUAUUAGGAUAAUACUGCAGGAAGUAGUGUGGUAUAUUAUUCUAUGCUUAAUUUUAACAGUACACUGAGACAUUACAUUAUGUAAAUUUAAAUUUAAAUUUUCAAUUCAGCCGGAAAAAUGGAGCAGUUUCCCAAAGGUUGAGAAUUUAUUUGUGGUGGUGGGUGGCAUGGCGUGUGACCAAUGUACACACAGAGACUCAUGCAGUUAGAGGGAGAGUGUAAUCCACCGAGUACUGUUGUUACAAUUUACAGAUUUCCCCUUAAUGCCUCACAUGCAGACUACUAGUAGAUGCUAACUAGCCAGCUGUGCAUAGUUACAACUCUGUAAGGCUGGUGCAGGUCACGCAACUCAGACAGGUGUGUGGCUACUGUUCAGCUAGUGCACAGUGGAUUUAUCAGAGCUAUUUGGCUAAAACAAAACAAUGGGCUAAAAAAGGCAAAAAUGCUUUGUAGGGCUAAGGGUAACUGUUGAAUUAGGUACUGAUUAUAUAUGGGUUUGUAACUACAAGUAACCACUAUGUUAUCUGAUCCAUUAUUAACAUAAGAAUAUUGAUUAGUGCAGCUUUAAGUGAAAUUUACGUAAGACUUCUUAAAGGGAAGAAAUGUAGCUGUGUGUUAAAGACCUGAACACUUGAAUCCUCACAUUCACACAGUGACAACUGCAGUUGGUAGUCUUGUUACUAUGCUAAUGAUGGGGCAGGGUUGCCACUGACAGCAGUGCGACUUACUUCAUACUUCAAGCACACCAGCCUGUUUUUUUUGAGCUGAGAUGAGAAUAUUGCAGUUGCUCCUUAAAAUCUUUUGACAAGAAAUAUAUGCACAAUCUACAACCUAUUUUAGUGACACCACUUGGUGUAUCCUUGUUUUCAUGAUACUUUUCAUAUAGACAAUUAAAAUGUUAAUUACACUCAUACUUUUACUGAUCAGGUCAUGUAAUAUUUCUUCUUGAUGCACCAGGUUUGCUUCCAACAUUGUUAGCAGGAAAUAAAUUAAAUAGUCUUUUCUCUGACAUCCAGUCAAAAAGAGUCUGAAGUGGCACCUUCUUUUUCACUGCAAUUUUUAUGACAUUUCACAGUUACAUUCAUGUUAAUUUAACUCUAAAUAUCAAAUCUGAAACCAUAUAAAUGUUUCUAUGAAUCCACACCUUCUGGUUUGGUAAGCUGCAGAGAGUUGUUGUUGUUAUUGUUAUAUAUCAGCAGUUUUCUUAUCAGCACUUGUCAAUCCCAAAUAAGCGUCGCCACUGAAAAAUUACACUUACACUAAUAAUGCUGGAAAGUGCUGGGUGGCAUCACUAUUCCUAUCACUGCUGUGCAUGCAGAUAUGAGUGUGUGUGUGUGUGUGUGUGUGUGUGUGUAUCCAUGUGGGUUACUAAUGAAGUGUUGACAUGAGGAGGGAUUAGGAUGGGGGGCUGACAUUGACAAAUGUGAUGCUAAGUGGGUAAAGGUCUCUAUGAAUAAACCGACCCAAGUACGCAAAUAAACACAGAGACACACACAUGCACUCACUCUCUCGCUCUGUCUCACACACACAUUUGUGCUGCAGAUCAUGGUCUAAAGAGAGGUAACGAACAUAAUGUCAUAACAGAGGGAUGUAGGGGUGCUAUUCUAUUAAUGAUUCUGAAUGCCCCAGGCAAACAGGAUAUCAGGACUGUCUCACUGUACAGGCUAUGCUAGAGCUAUCCACAAGCUGAAAGGAAAUCCGCUGUUAUUAUCUCUUAGACAGUCAAGACAUUUCUCAUUGUGGAUGACAUGGAAUGUUUAUUAUCACAUAUCAAAAAUGUAAUACAUGGAUUCCAACCCAUAAUCCAUUGCAGACAUUGUAAACAUACUAUAAUUUGAUUAUUCAAAUUCAAAAUUCAAAUUAUACUUCACAUACUUUUGUUCGUCCUACAAUUAUAUAGCAUUUGUAGUAUUUGUUUUAUAACUUUUAUAACUUUUUUUUAACAUGUCAACAAAUCCUAGAAGUUAAGGUGAUGGUGACAGUCUUGUGAAUUCCAGUGAUGUAAAAUCAUUUCAUAGAUUUUUUAAGAGUUGCAUUAUGAUGAUGUGGUAAUGCUUAGUAAUACAGCUCACAUUUUACAGUGUAAUUUGUUGAAUCAAUUGGAUACCAAUAAAAUGUUCCUGAUACUUAAAUACAGUCGCAGAAAAUGCGAUUAUGAAGAACAGCCACAUUUCAAAAUAAUAUUCUCAUGAAUAUUGAAUAUUUUCAUUCUCAGACAUUACCAUAAUAUACUAUUUUAACUGCUUUCCCAGUCUGGUCGCAAUGUAAUCUCUGGCUGGAAUUCAUUCAGAGGCCUUUUUUGUUAAGAAUGAAGUGCUACAUUUAUUAACAGAAGAGUUGCCAGGAGGUUUGUUGGGGUGGUGUAACGCACGACUGUUACACCAGAGAAUGUCCUGUGUGUGGUCAAGUUUGGGCAACAAAAACUCUUUGGUUAAGGCUGGAGAGAGAUCGUGGUUUUGGUUAACUGUACAUAUGAAUGAAGUCACUGUGAACUUUUUCCAUAUUAAAGCAGGCUACAAUUGUUCUGUGUCCUGUGCUGUUGAUUUAAGAAGUAUUGGUUGCUGUAAUCAUCCAUCCUGUCCAUAAUGGCAGUGAAGUGAUCCAUUCCGAGGCAACUACACUGUAAAAGUGGGAGGAUAAAGUCUAGAGUUAUUUUUUGUGCAAAAGUGAGUUCUAAAGUUUGUCUAAAGCUAAUAUAUAGAGAGCUACAACUGUGUUCUGACAUUUUAAUAUAAAAACCCCUUAUUGUGUUUCUAUGGAUAAUGUUUCCUUGCAUAUGAAUAACUAUGAAUGCACAAAAAUAAAAACCCCAAAAUAGUGUCUCAUAUUAAUUGUAAAUAUUAUAUUUUUUUGGACUGAAAUAAGGACUGUGGAUUAUAUAUAGUAUAGGUGAUGCAGAAUGAUUACACUGGCCCAUAACUUUUUCAAUAUGAAUAUUGUAUCAAGGCGGAGUUGAGUCUGUCAAGUCCAUUCUGAUGAGUCUAAAUCAAUGCAGAAAAUACGACUAUCAAUUUUGUAUUUUCUGCAUUGAUAUGAUACAGGCAAGAUUUAGGACAAAUGCAAAGUUUUAAAUGGACUGCACUUACAUAGCGCUUUUCUAGUCAUAUCGACCACUCAAAGCGCUUCACACUACAGAUCACAUUCACCCAUUCGCAUUCAUACAGCACUUAUUCUAUACACACAAAGUGCUUCCUAACACAUUCAUACACAUUCACACACCGAUGACACAUCGAGGGCAAAUUAGGGUUCUGUAUCUUGCCCAAGGAUACUUCGGCACACGGACUGGAGGAGCCGGGGAUUGACCCACUGACCUUCCGAUUGGUGGGCAACCGCUCUACCUCCUGAGCCACAGCCGCCCUUUUAGAUGUCAUAUAACCUGAGUAUAUUUUGUGCAAGGCUUAAAUUACAAACACUUGGAAAUCCCAAACAAAAGUCACCACUGAUUUGCAAUCAGAAUGAUUCAAGACUUAAAAAAGACUUCUUUUAAGUUCUGGCCAGAAGUGUAUCGUAUGAAAUGACUUCACCUAAUCCAUGUGCCAGUGUGCCAGUUAGCUGAGCACCAAUCCAAAGGUGGAAUUAUUCAUGCUGUGCAUAAUAUGAACACUCUUUCAGCUACAGCUUUAUAACGUUGUUCAGGCUUUGUGACAUUUUGUUUUCAAAUUUAUUUUUAUUUUGUUUUACUAAAGGCUGGUUUUUGGCAGGGGCAUGCUUUAAAAAUUUGACUUGGCUUGGUUACACACAUGAAUCUUGGGCGUCCUUGGGUUGUUCUUCAUGUUUAAUGGUAGUUUGAGGCUGGUCUUUUCCUGAAAACAAAUCAAAACAAGUGUCUUUUGUUUUGGAUUUAGUUUAGCAGUAGUGGGGGUAAGUAUCUGUGCUUGCAUGAUUGUGUGUGUGUGUGUGUGUGUAUGUGAGUGUGUGCGUGCGUGCAAAAGCACAUGUGUGUGUAUCUGUGUGCUUCCACCCUGCUUUCACAAUUUCUUUUGUCAGCAUUCAGCAACUUCCCUUGAUAUGUUGAUAGCAGGUUUGUGUUUAAGACUCAGGGAAGUUGCACUUGUUGAAUGUUCACAAACUAAUUGUUGUUUUAUCUUGGUUAAAAUGAUGAGUUGCUCCAAUGUUAGCAGACAUUUAUCCUCAAAUAUGUUGUUCUAUAAGUUCUAUAAGUAAUGGCUGUAAUUUUACCAUUCCUUCAUACACAGCAAAAUCACCAGUGUUAAAUUAACACUGAGAUUGUUAAAUUUAUCACAAAAAAGUGUCUAUAUGUGUCCACUCUUUUGAGUGUUAAAUUAACACUUUUAACCAAGCAUUUAUUUGCAAUAUUUACAGACCACUUGUGUCCACUAGUCCCAUCUGAACUAUAUUUAGUGAUGUGUCUGCAUUUUGAGAUCACAGCAAUUACUUUGGUGAGUACAAGUUUAAUAGCCAGAAUAGCCAGAGCUGCAAGCUAGAAAAGUUUGCAGGUCAUGGCAGCCAUAACAGAAGCAUUAUAAUCGUGCAUUGAAAUGGUUUAGCAUGUAAAAUAUUCAUCUCAAAGUUAGUUUACUUAACAUGCUGUUGUGAUUCUCACAGUCACAUCCGAUCUAUUCUGAAGAACCCUCCAUUUGGGAUUACGGGCCUAAGUCCAUCUUUGAUGAAAGGGUUUGGAUAAAAACUAGCAGACACUUGUCUGCCGUCUCCACCACUGGCAUUGGAGGAUUCCUCCACUAAGUCAUGUGAUUUACUCCUUACUGCUGUAAAUUCUUUCAAAUCUCCUUUCAUCUCCAUCCCGGUGAUGAAAAGAACCACUAUUACCUAUUUAAGAGAUAGCAUUAUACAAGAGCACAAGCAGUGAUUUGCACAGAUCCCAAUUAUGCAGUGUAAACAUCUGCAUUCCAUUUGUAAGCUUAUGUCUUUAAAUGCCCCAUCAUCAUUUCUAAAAGUCACAUUUAAUGAUAUGAGCCACAGGCAAAUUGAUGCAAAAGCAUGUGAGAUAGCAUCUCCAGUGCAAUGGCAUGUGAUGUUAAAGCACAGAUCAUUUGUUUCAUCUUAUUACUGUAUACUCAGACAUGAGGAGAGGAGGAGAAUCCAACUGUUCUGCAGAACUUUGAGGUCUGAGGUUCACAGAAAUGCUCUGCACAGCAGUUUGACUGGGUUCGGGAUGGGGUGAGGUGCGUGAGUUGAUGUUAGAUGAAGCCAUCCAACGUUGUUGGCCUAAUUAUGUAAUAAAAGGGGCAUAAAUGCUUUGAAGUCCUAAGUGCAGUUGUCAGUUUCUUUGAAGGCAAAUAGUAAUUGUCAUGUUCACUGCCUCACAAAUCAAAUCUUGUACACAUGUUCCCUCCUCCCUGAAGUCAAAGUCUGAACUGUCCCUGCCACAUGCACACACACACACACACACACUGAGACAUACCACAACAACCUUUACGGCAGCCUUGAUUUGCCAUACAGGAACUGCUGGGCCCUCCACCCUUGCAUGCCCUGCUUCAGUCACCCACAUCUGGAGUUGGUCAAAGUUCUGAGGUCCCCAGGGAAAGAUUUUGGUGGCCCCCAAAAAGAAAGAUUUUGUCUCUUCCUGGAAUUCAUGAGGGAAUAAAAAUGACCAGACACCCCUAUGUGGUUGAUGCAUGCACAGAUCUUUUAGAUCUCUUAGAUAUUUUAUCCUUGUGUGUUUGCAAAAAUUGAAAAGCCAGCAUCAUUGCCACUGAUUUUUAACAGUUUCUAUUCUUCCCAUUUUGUUUUCUAUUUUUCAAAUAAAUAAAUAAAUAAAUAAAAAGUGAAAUUGCUUCAUCUUUGAUUUACUGUAGUAAGUUUACUAGAUCUUCUACAGUUUUUCUUCCUCUUAUUUUUCAUAGUCCACACCUUCUGUCUGUGUAUGCACUUGCGCUUAGCUGCAUGUUGUAUGUUGUGUCUUUGUCGAUGGGUGUGUCUCAGGAGAGUCCAUUCUGCCUUGAAGUGGUAAUAAAUAUAGGUUUUCCAUAACAUGAUGAAGCUUCCUCCAGGCUACAUAUCCCUUCUUCCCAGUCAUUUGAAUAGUGAGUUGGUUCCACUAGAUGUUAUCCCCCCCUUGAAGUUCAAACUCAUGUUAAAUAACUUCCUUGUUCCUGUGCAAUCUUUUUGACUAUGGUGUUAAAAACCAGGUGACUUGCCCUUGGGCGAGGCUGUAUAAAGUCACAUCCUACAUGCUGCUUGAGAUCCUGUGGGCUACCCUGGGUGUCUCAGACUUAUGUCUAAGAGGUUUAGCAGCUCGUGCCUUGGAGAUUAGUUGGUGUUUACUAUCAGGAUCAUUCCACUUCACUGUACAUUUCAAGCCUAUUUAGGGGCCACUUGCUCCUCUUAAAAAUGCAGCACUAAUAAUGAAAAUCUCACCAGGACACUUAAAUGAAUACAUAACUUUAUUUAAAUAAAUGCUUUGUCAUAACAAAAAAGACAAAGGUUAAAAGAGUACAUAAAUUACAAGUUGAAUAAAUAUUACACAGUGAUAUUCACUUUAAUAAUUUGAGAUUUUUUGUCUUUUUUUUUUUAUUAUUUGUCUUAUGUAGUUCCAAAUACUGACCAUUUUAUUUCCCACUAUCCUCCUGCCACCGAUGGGUCUCUUUCACAAGCCAGUGAACACCAAAUUAUGAAAACCAAUUGUGUUGUCUCAUUACAUCCAAAAAGUGUUAUGUAUUCAGGAAAAAGCUGUACUGUAAUUACUGUACUACUGAAGGAUGAAAUGUGAAUAUAAACCAAGUAGGAGAUGAAAAACCUGAGGAAGUCAUUACUUGCAAACAGGUGUGGGGAAACAGGGAGCUGCUGACACAAUAAAGGAAAGACCUUUUUUUUAAAAAAAAAAAAAUCCUGAACCUCAACCUGCAAUCCAAACAAAAGAAACAAACUUCUGGAACAUUUAAGUAUUCACACUACUGACUGAUCCAGACAUCCAAUAUCAGAUAUUUCAUUGUUUUGUACUCUACCCCUGGUUGCAGUAUUGCAUUCCCCAGGUUUCACUGACUCCUGAUCACUGUCUUGCUAACUGUAUCUAAUAUCAUGCAGUUGGUGACCCCGUAUCGGGGAAGUGGCUAGGCCCUGAUUAUGACCACUGCCCAUGGCGCUCGCUCUUCCUCUUCCCUCUCUCUUCCAUCUCUUUUCCUCCUCUCUUUCACCUCCCAUCUCUGCGCAAUAGGCCAUGAGAACAUCUCUAGCUGUGUCUUACCUUUAAUCUAUUUUUACCUAAAAGAUGUUUCUGUAUUGGAGGU